UUCCCCCGACUAGCUACCCCCGACAAAGGCGCUGCCUUGGUCAUGGCUCACUGCCCUGCCGGCUGGUAACCUGUCCAGCGUCCUUGUCCUCUCUGUCUGCCUGCCAACACGGCUUUUCCCGAUCCCCUCACAGCUGGGUUGAUUCGUGUUUGUGAACGUAUUGGAUGCUUGUGUGGCGUAGGACCGUUUUCGCGCGAUGAACGAGGCAAGUCUCCUUCGGGCCCUGCGGCAGUACCGGAAGGUUCGAGGGCCGGACUUUCACCAGCCUGCCACAAGGAGUAACCAGGGCAAGAUAGAGAACGGAGAUGGCGGCGUAGAGAAGCGACAACCGCUCACGAAAGAAGAGAGGGCGCAUGCAGAAAAGGCAUUGGCGGCGGCAGCGGCGGCAGGGGGUGGCGGCGUGGAAAGCGCACACACUCAGCAGGCAUUACCGGAGAGUGAUACAGGGGCGGGAGCAGAUGCAGACAAUACGAGACCAGACCUUAUCGAUCCGGUCGACUUUUGGAAGGAGUUCGAUGCCUGGGUGGACGCGAAGUACCCCGGCGACAGAGGGAGUUCAACGAAGGUCAAGGUGGCCUUCCGAAAGCAACAUCGGGCGUUCGUCUCCAAGCUUAACCUCGAAGACAUUGAAGAGAUAGCGCAAGCCAUGCAGUAAUAUUCGAGACCCCAAGGGCUCGGUUGUAGUGCACCGCACAGCCCCCGGGACCUCGCUAGGAUCGCCGGGGGGGGAAGGGGGGGGGGCGACGGCUUCUCACUUGUAUUUUUGCCGGACGCGUACCCAGAUGGCGGUAUUGUGAUUCUGCGUAUUCCUUUUUGUGUCCCGUUGUACUUUUUUAUUGUCCAGGACGUUUUUGUCUAGAGGGUGACCGCGCCCAUUUGUUUGCCCAAGAAGCUCAACGAGAUCAUUUCUGUGCCACAAAACUGAUUAUGUCGCCUGGCGUGGAAGACGAGGGUCCUCUCGCAAAGUCGCCUGGGUACGAGGUCUAAGCAAGGGGGGCGAGCCGUGUGUGCGUUGAGUUGAGUCGGCGGUUUAGGCGCAAGUUUUUGUAGCGGCUUUUUGUGGCACCGUUGGCUUAGGUUGAGCGCAAUUGCUGCUUGCAGGUAUGUCGGCGCCAGAGAGCGGCUCUUCUCUGAACGUAUCUCCCUCGUGCUUUGCGGCGCUGGUGUGAUGGUGUUUUCGUGUCCCCGUUUGUGUUCCUUUGUGAUUCUGCGGAGCUGUGGUACGCUUGAGGCUAGGUUCGUGAUUUGUGCUACGGUGGCGGUCUUACUUGACUUGCCGUCUUUUUUGGCAACCAACCUGUCCAAAUAUCAAUUUUGGUGAUUUGGUACCACGAGACAAGUAGCCGGACUUAUUUCUUGCGCAGAUACUCCCCCUCCGGGUCCGUGGGAACAAUGCUCUGUCCUUUCGAGGACGCGCGGGCAGUGAGAUACCAACUCUAGGCACGCAGUACAUGAGUAUGCCCCCCCGUCUGUGGUGUAGGGGAUAGUUCGCGAAGCUCGGUCGCCCUUGCAGAGUCAGGAUUUAGUUGUCCUCCACACAAUGUACGGCACCCGAGCCACACGUCCUCAUACACACUAUUGUGCUGACUGUAGGCGCUGGUUGAACACGGGCCUCUGGAUGGCGUCACUGAACGAUUUUUAAUUUUCACUAUCCGCAAACUUCCUUGAAAUAGAAUGAAAUAGCUUGCUCGUAUUUUCUGAGGUCUUCGUAGCUAGGCAGGACUAGAACGUGCGCAAGAUUCUGGCCAUAGUCACGCAUUGCCGCAAGAUUCAGGUUGAAAGAAAACUGCCAGCGCGGCAUCAUUUUCGCGGUUAAAUCACGGCCACCGCACCACGACCACUACCGGAUGAGCCCAAGCGCCGCCAUCUUCUGGACCACGAUAAGCUGAAGCGGCCGGAAAUACCACCGAUGAUUGGCGAAGGCGAUGGAAUUCCCAUGACAGUGCGAAUAGGCACGCGUGAAAAAGCCGACGUGGCAGGAGGGAACCAAAAGCAGACAAACCG
This is a messenger RNA of Ectocarpus sp. CCAP 1310/34, 2004 nucleotides long. The record is from the annotation of a GenBank genome assembly. NCBI's taxonomy places the organism in Eukaryota, Phaeophyceae, Ectocarpales, Ectocarpaceae.